Astyanax mexicanus (Mexican tetra) is the source of this 5605-nucleotide messenger RNA. It is a transcript of the gene adora2b, whose product is annotated as adenosine A2b receptor. The transcript is spliced from 3 exons. Gene Ontology annotation, molecular function: G protein-coupled adenosine receptor activity. The record is from RefSeq and is a predicted model, not a curated record. Gene Ontology annotation, cellular component: membrane. NCBI's taxonomy places the organism in Eukaryota, Metazoa, Chordata, Actinopteri, Characiformes, Acestrorhamphidae. The coding region runs from base 239 to 1303 and encodes 354 amino acids. Gene Ontology annotation, biological process: vasodilation; adenylate cyclase-activating G protein-coupled receptor signaling pathway; G protein-coupled adenosine receptor signaling pathway.
GCCUCAGUGUGAGUGUGAAGUUGAGCUGGUCGGCGUGUGCGCGGCGCUGCUGCGGCUCAGAGCGGCGGAGACUCGGCUCCACACUGAGGAGAUGGCAGUUUUUUGCGUGGAUCCCUUUGGGAAAUUGCCGGACUGUUGCUGCACGCGGAUGUGGCCCUCGCUCCUGAAGCUGCCCUCGGCGCCCUGAAAGGCUUGUUUCCGGCGGUGUGUCCCCCUCCUGCGCUCUGUCUUCGCUGAGAUGAGUACGUACUACAUCGCCAUUGAAUUGAUCAUCGCCGUUCUGUCGAUAGCGGGCAACGUGCUGGUCUGCUGGGCCGUGGCCAUCAACUCCAAUCUCAAAAACGCCACCAACUACUUCCUGGUGUCACUGGCUGUGGCCGACAUCCUGGUGGGCUGCCUCGCCAUCCCCUUCGCCAUCACCAUCAGCGUCGGCCUCUGCUCGGACUUCUAUGGCUGCCUGUUCCUGGCCUGCUUCGUGCUGGUGCUCACCCAGAGCUCUAUCUUCAGCCUGCUGGCCGUCGCUACCGACAGAUACCUGGCCGUCAAGAUCCCCCUCAGAUAUAAGGAGCUGGUUACAGGCAAGAGGGCGAGAGAGAUCAUCACCAUCUUAUGGAUUCUAUCCUUCAUCAUUGGCCUUAUCCCGUUCGCGGGCUGGAACAAUAAAAACAAUGCCUGCAUCCGGGACAGAAACUCAUGUGGUCUGUUCCAGAACUCCAGCUCCAGCUUCAGUGACGGAGAGACCCUGGACACAUACCAGAGCUUCUUCCAGAGCUGCCAUCUCCCCUGCCAGUUUGAGAACGUGGUGGACAUGAGGUACAUGGUCUACUUUAACUUCUUUGGCUGUGUGCUGCCACCGCUGUUCAUCAUGUUGGGCAUCUACGUUAAGAUCUUCACGGUGGCUCGGAAGCAGCUGCGGCAGAUUGAACUCAGGAGCUCGGUGGGGAACGGCGAGAGCCACCACCACGGGCUGCUGCAGCGGGAAAUCCGCGCUGCUAAAUCUUUAUCCAUCAUCGUGGGCUUGUUCGCCUUGUGCUGGUUGCCAGUACACAUCAUCAACUGCCUUACGCUCUUCACUCCACUGGUCAAGCCUGACUACGUCAUGUACGUGGCCAUCAUCCUCUCACAUGCCAACUCGGCCGUCAACCCCAUCAUCUACGCCUAUCGCAUCAGAGAGUUCAGGAACACUUUCCGCAAGAUCCUGUCACGACACAUUCUGUGCAGAAGGGACGAGAUCUACCUGAGCUCCAACGGGAGCAGCAGAAACACAGACCAAGUGACCAUGACCAUCGACCCCCUGUUAUAGCCAUGACUGAGUACAUAUGAUAUUUUAGUGUAAGCUAAUUUAACCUUAUCCUUAAUCAGUAUCGUUCAAAAUGUGGGGAGCAAUGUUUACAGACCAGAGAAUAGCUGCAGAAAUAUCAGACGGGGCGUUUAGGAAAAUGCCCAGAAUGUGGACCACUGAGAUAUUGAUGGGGACUGAAAGGACCUUUAAUCAGAGCUAAGAAAGCAGGUCUCUCUCUGGGACUUUUAUUGUUAAGACUAUAGAGGGAGAGACCACCAAGCUUUUCUCUUUAAUCACUACAACCCCGAUGGAAUUCUGACAUACAGCUAACAAGCUCGAACAAACUGUACACUUCAUUCCAAGCCUUAAGAAACAUACAACACAUUCAGCCACCUCCAUUUACGGUAAAUAUAACAUAACAUAACAUCGUCUUGAAGGUCUCAAAGUUACAUGACUUGUGAAUGACCCAAAGGAACAAUCCACAGCCAGAUCAGAACUUCAGCUGAUCACACAGUCAUAGUGAACACACAUAGAAGGGCACAUAGAAGAGGUUCAAACACUUGUAGGACCUGUAGGGGUCUGUUAAAGUGCCAUGCUUAAAAUUUUAAAUCUUUUUAAUCUUUAAAUUUUACAAGCUCACACUAGAAAGCUCAGGAAACCAGGGAAAGAGGUAAAUGCAGACAGAAAACAUACUGAGGAAGUUCAUUGUUCAUGCAAAACCAGGCUGUGCUUCACUAAAAAAUAUAUCAAUGUAAACUGAUUGCUAUAGAAAGACUGGUUUAUUAAUAAAGCUUCUAAUUGCUGCUUUCAGACAAAAACCUUGUAUCUUCAACAGACCAAUUUCGAAGCAUUUCUAGUGGUUUAUUCAUUACAAAUUUUGACAUAAUGUAAAAAAUAACUCACCAGCUUCACAUUAGAUACAUUCCAGUAUUCUCUUUUUUCCAAAUUUUCUUCCCCAUUUUAAAGGCCAAUUACCCAACCCUCUCAUUAGGACUUCUCCUAUCACUAACGAUGCCCCAACACCAGGAGCGUGAAGACUAGCACAUGCCUCCUCUGAUACAUGUGAAGUCAGCCACUGCCUCUUUUUAAACUGCUGCUGAUACAGCGUUGCCAAGUAGCAUCACAGAGCACUCGGAGGAAAGAGCAGAAAUUCGGUUCUGAUACAUCAGCUCACAGACACCUUGUGCUGAUUAAUAUCACCCUUUGGAGUGAUGUGAGGAGAGAGUGCGCCAUCUACCCACCCAGAUAGAGAGCAAGGUUAAUUGUGCUCUCUCAGGGCUCUGGCAGACGAUGGCAAGCUACAGGACUAGGAUUCAAACCAGCGAUCUCCUGAUCAUAGUGGCAUAGCUUAGCUGCCACUUUUUUAGUUAUGUUACCUACAAUUUUCUGUAAACAUACAGCAUAAAAUAACAAAAAGUAAAACAACAGCAUCAAAAUUGGGCAAAAUGUCUGGAAAUGUUCAUUUUAAAAUGUUAUAAAAUUAUUUAUAAUUCGUUGACCAGUCCUACCUCACCCACUGCCAACACUACACUGGAUUGCAGCUAUUAUGUCAAAAAGUUACAAUAAAAAAAGAUUUACAAGAUUUUAGUCAGGCAGCAAUGUUAUGCUUGUGGAAUGAUGAACCAUUCCCAUAUUAUAAUUCAUAACCAAACUGUUUGCCAGCUACAAAGCAAGACACGCAAUGCAAAUUUCAACAUUUGUGAACGGCAUUUGUAACUGACCUUCUCCUCACAUUCUUAUCAAACUGCAUUUCCCUGUCUCUCUCUUAUACGCUCUCCGAUCGGUCCCAGCUGCACUGGACCAAGUCUAGGGGAGGAUUUGGUGUUGUCUCUCAUGUGGGUGAGUCACUGCCCACGAGGGCCCGGUUUGUCAUUGAAUGUUCAACUGUGACAAACCGUACAGACCAAAAGCUGAGCGGAGAGCCCGGAGCAGAGAGUGUCUGCAGCCCCGAGAUUUAAAGUGUCACCUCUGAUCCACACAGGGAGUGGUCUGCUAUUUCAACACUCUGUUCUGUCCAUACUGUGAAUUCUAGCCAUUGCCACCCUUUCUGACACUCUAGCUGAUCAAAAUUCACACUGUUCAGAGCUACUUUACACCACAUGCAGUGCUGCUCUGCUGAACCACAGGACUGUCUGAGUCAGGAGCAAUGUGAGAAUGUAAUGAUGAGGUGAAUUAGCGCUUUCUAAAGGCACUGAACAAGGAGAAAGCCAAACGUUCUCUUUUUUAUGUUGAAGGUGAGCGCUCUUCGUUGCAUAUUUGAUAAACAGGAGUCUUUUAAUAUUAAAAGUGGGCAAUUAUCACACUCUGGUUUGAUCCAUUAGUGUGUGAUAAAACAUCAGUGUUCAUUUAGGGAGGUCUGAAGUUCAGCAUAAAACAUCAACUACACCACUAUUACUGAACUGCACUAAAUAAAUAAAUAAAGUGCUUUCAGGCUAAGAUCAAAAGUGUUUGAUAUGCAGGGAUCAUAUCUGCUCCAGCAGUACACUGACAUGCCAAAUGUAAUGGGAUAGGAACUCGUAUCAUGUCCUAUCAUGUCUUUUGCCAUGUCCUUUCUGUUUUGUAAGCUAGAGAUUGCUGCAGUGAACUGCAGGAUGAUAUGUGAGUGAUAUGAAUGAUCAUAUCAAUAUCAGUAUCACUAGCAUCCACUGAGUGGUAAUGCAUUAUACUCCUGGUGCACAUUGUUUGAAUUCUCCUAAUUUGGAUCAUUCAUUUAUGUGCACACUGACAAGUGUAAAGCCUCACUCACAACAAGAUAACACCUCGCAACGUAUACCUUACAGGUGUUUGUUCCCAAGCCAUUUGCCAUCUAAGGGAACAUUUCAUUCAUAUGGUCAAUUUACUGCAAAAUACGGCUAUCCCAUGACUUUUGACAAGUCAGCAUACAGUAAAGCUCUGGAAAAAAAUAAGAGACCACUUUAGAAGCAGUGUGUAAGACUGGUGGAGGAGAGCAUGCCAACAUGCAUGAAAACUGUUAUUAAAAACCAGGGUUAUUCCACCAAAUAAUGAUUUCUGAACUCUUAAAACUUUAUGAAUAUGAACUUGUUUUCUUUGCAUUAUUUGAGGUCUGAACGCUCUGCAUCUUUUUUGUUAUUUCAGACAUUUCUUAUAUUUUGCAAAUAAAUGCUAUAAGUGACAAUAUUUUGGGGAUAAUUUGGGAGAAAUGUUGUCCGUAGUUUAUAGAAUAAAACAGCAAUGUUUAUUUUACUCAAACAUAAAUAUAAAUAGCAAAACCAGAAAAAAACUGAUUCAGAAACUGAAGUGGUCUCUUAAUUUGUUUUCAGAUUUGUUUUAAAAUGAAUAAAUAAUGUAUUUACUGUACUCUGGAGAUAAUAAGGGAAUGUUAAGGUGAUGAUUGGCUGCUCUGUGAAAAUGUAAUCAAUCUGCAAUUUAUUCUUUUUAUUAAUUUGACUGCAUUUGUAGCCCUAUACAGGUUGCACUUAUCUGUAAUGCGAAUCCAGCUGGAUUUAGUCACAGUUUCUACAUUUUAUAAAUGUGUAUAUUUUGGCAUCCACUGAUAUGUACGUGUCAAAUAUUAGAUAUCAUAAUAUGCCCAGAAAUUCCCUAUCAGUGUAUCCCUGCUGAUCACACUUUCUUGGCGUCUGACAGAACAUUACCUAAUAGCUAAGAAAUUAUCAAAACGACUGAUUUUUUUUUUUACUGCAGACAGACACUUGCCUUUUCUAGUCAUAAAUCAGACUCUCCUGUGCUCAGGCUCUGAUUGGUCAGACGCGUCUGGCUGAGCUUGGGCAAUGCACUGAUGUGUGAUGUUCACAUUACUGACAGGUUCUCCUUCAGAUAUGAAAAAUUGAUUGUUCCAGAGGAAAGGCAGAUGGGCCGCAGAGAGACUGAUAGCACUGUUGGUUCUAAACAACAUCCAUUUCUUUCAUUAUUACUACUCUAAGGGCUAAACUGCAGGAGUGUGCCAAACUUAAUGGACAUUCCGAUGGAGACCAAUCUGUACUGCACUGUACUGGUGUUAUUGUCAGUUUAUUUCUGUUCAUAUCUAUUGUGUACUUUUAAUAGUAUGGUGAACACAGUGACAUAGCGAAAAAGGCCUUCCUUUUCAGUUUAAGUAUAACUUAAGUAUGAGAUCUACUCUAAACUACUCUUAGUUUUAACAGUAAUGCCUUUGGAGGAAACAGAGAAAGAGAGAGAAAGAGAUGAUACUUUUUAUCCUAAGUGUUAUUUUAUAAUGUGCUACAGGAUUCGCCACUAAUCAGCACACACUGUGGUUCACAAUUGAUGUUCAGUGCUUUUAAAUGUUGAAGUGUUACCACAAUGAAUCUGUCAGCUGUAAAAAAACAGUACUGUUAUUUAACAUGA